Volvox carteri f. nagariensis is the source of this 684-nucleotide messenger RNA. RefSeq lists its product as uncharacterized. The record is from RefSeq and is a predicted model, not a curated record. Gene Ontology annotation, biological process: protein import into peroxisome matrix. The transcript has 3 exons. Lineage: Eukaryota; Viridiplantae; Chlorophyta; Chlorophyceae; Chlamydomonadales; Volvocaceae. Gene Ontology annotation, molecular function: ATP binding; ATP hydrolysis activity. The annotation marks the transcript as partial. Gene Ontology annotation, cellular component: peroxisomal membrane; cytosol.
UGGGAGGACGUGGGCGGUCUCAGCCAGGUGGUGGCGUCCCUGCGCGAGGCCCUGCUGCUGCCCUUGAAGUACCGGGAGCUGGUGGGAGCGGCGCCGCUGAGGCUGAGGACCGGCGCGUUGUUGUACGGCCCACCGGGCUGCGGAAAAACACACGUGGUGGCAGCUGCGGUGGCGGCGGUCUUUCUAACCGUCAAGGGCCCGGAGCUGCUCAACAAGUACAUUGGCGCCAGCGAGGCGGCAGUACGGGACCUCUUCGCGAGGGCGGCAGCAGCGGCACCUGCCGUACUUUUCUUCGACGAGUUCGACGCCAUCGCACCGCCUCGUGGCCAUGACUCCACAGGUGGGCCCCCCGGGUGUGUCACUGACCGCGUGGUCAACCAGCUGCUCACCGAGCUGGACGGUGUGGAGGGUCUGCGGGGUGUGGUGGUGCUGGCCGCCACCUCCCGACCCGACCUCAUAGACGCCGCCCUGCUGCGACCCGGACGACUGGACAGACUGCUGUUCUGCGGACCACCGGAGAGCGGGGGGGAGAGACUGAAGGUGGGGAUGGUGGUGGGUUGGGGGGUGGUGGAGGGGAAGUGUGGUGGUGAAGGCGACGUGUGUAGGAAAGGGAAGGGGAGAGAAGCCGUCUGGAUGUGGGUGUUGGGGGUUGGGGGUGUAUGUAUGUUUGGGUUGGACGUUUAA